This is a messenger RNA of Coregonus clupeaformis (lake whitefish), 1278 nucleotides long. RefSeq lists its product as uncharacterized. The coding region runs from base 77 to 1072 and encodes 331 amino acids. The transcript has 3 exons. The record is from RefSeq and is a predicted model, not a curated record. NCBI's taxonomy places the organism in Eukaryota, Metazoa, Chordata, Actinopteri, Salmoniformes, Salmonidae.
ACAGGAUCUUUCAUCGCGGACUUCCAAUCAGAGCAAACUAAGAUUUAUCCAAACAUCUCAACAAAGGAAUUCAAAAAUGGGCAAGGUAUGGGAGUCCAUCCUGUGUGUCCACCCCACAAAUCCCUCAGCAAUCAGGAUGAUCCUGAGAAGGGUUGAUUUUCCAGGCUCAUCUCAGAAGGCUUUGUGUAGUCCCGUGCUGAUUGAGCUGUCCCAGAGUGCUGUACAGCAUGUGGAGGCCAAUGCCAGUCAUGACCUUUCCUGCCCCCUGACAGUGGAGCAGUUGAAGGCAAGGAAUCUUUACAUUCCUUGGUUGAAGGAUAGUCCUCCUGUCAAUCAGGAAGUGAGCCAGCUCAAGAGGCCUAAACUGUCAUGCCCCAAGUUGACCCAGCUGUCCCAGAGUGCUGUGCAGCAUGUGGAGGCCGGUGCCAAAGCCAGUCAGGUAUCCUCGUACCGUUCUUGGAAGAGGCUGAAGGAUAGUUUUAUUGCGGAACAGAAGAAGGUGAGCCAGCCCAAGAGGCCUGAACUGGUUCCCAGGAUCAGGGCCUCCAAGGACCCCAGCCCACUACGACAGAAGCAGCAGCGACAGAGGAAAAGGCCAGCCGAUGAGUUGGAUAAGGUGUCUGGCAGCAGGGGGUGCAUGAGAGCAGCCAAGAAGGACAUCUCUGGAGAUCUGGCCCAGCUCAAGCCUGGUCAGUCCACAGGAGACACCUGGAACAACACUAGAGCUGAAGAACCUUGUCGUCUGGAGGUUAUGAAGAACCUGACAGGCCUGUGGGGCAGCACUGGGCAAGGCCAGCCUCAGCUGACUUCACGAGCCAACCGUCUCAGCCCCUGCCUGGCCCAGUACUUAGCCUCCACUGUCACACCGAGGACCUUUGACCUCCAGAUAAUGGGCAUGACCUCUGACCUAAUGGACUUCUUGGAUAUGCCCGAGGAGAGACUGUCAAUAGAGCUUUGGGACCUCGGGGAGGGCACAGGGGACCAGCGCUACAAAGCCAACUGGCAAUUCUCUGGAGAGCACAGCAAUGUGCUGAUGGAGGGAAUCUGGCUCCAGAACGAUGACAACUGGUGAUUUGGAGACCUCAGCUCGCCCAAACGCUUCCUCAGUAGCCCCCUCAGUCUGAAAGAGGAGGGAGCUUAGCUGCUGAUAUUCACUCAUAUUCAUAUGCAAACACAUAUUCAAAUGCACACAUCAGGGGUUUCGGUUAAUUCAGAUGGUUUUUACAGUGCCUUCAGAAAGUAUUCACACCCCUUGACUUUUUCCACAUUUUGUUGUGU